UUACAGUGACACAUGAUAACUGGAAAAGAUAUAUAUGUAUAUACAUUUGUCUACGCAUUCACAUGAACUUUUGUUGAAAUAAACACUGAUUUCAAUCCAGUAUUAUUUAUAACUUCUGACCACUAUAAAUAGGCAUAACAAUAAUAAAACGAGUAAAGUGGAACUUUAAUUAGCUUUAUAUUCGACCACUAAACAUAUUAAAUAAGCGAAAUGAACAAAUCUAUUUAUUUACUACUUACUGUCUCUAUUGUUUGUGUAAACUGGAUAACUCUAGAUGCUAAGCCAUUUCACUUAAAAAGUGUAGCAUCUGAUAAUGGAAACAAACUUCUUGAUAUUAAUCAUGAUGAUCAAUAUUCUGACUAUGAUGAAAUAAAACGAAUUUUUCAAGAAGGUUCCAUUAACGAUCAACAACCUACUAAGACGACAUCACCAAUGGCAACGACAACACGGAAACCUACGACUGAAUCAGACAAAGAGGAAAUUGAAGAAUCAGCAGUGGAUGAUUCAGAUGACCAAUCACCAUGUAGCGGUGGAGGGGCAAUAUUUACAUAUACAAUACGCGGUGAUGAUAUUGAUGGAGAUGGUCAUAUGGAAUCCAACAAUCAUGAUGAUGAUAUGCUUGCAGAUGAUUAUGAUUUCAACCCAGUCUAUUCUUGGUUUGGAAGAGAGGAUUCUUAUCACCGACGUCCAAGUAAACCGUAUCGUAAACCUUCGCGUAAUACAUGGUAUUCACGAUAUGACAGUUUCCCUUUCUAAAUUUUUCAUAAAUACUGAAUGCAAAGUAAUGAUAUUACACCAGACAUACAUUUUUAAUCAUUUAUAAUAUUUUUUAAUCAUGACGUUUAUAUUGAUCAACUUAACACCCAAUAAAUUACUACUCACAAUCAACAGUAGUAUGUUUUUAUGUGUUAACUAUUAGUGAUUAUGAUUACUUUGAUGUAGAAUCUGAGUUCUUAUUUUCAUAAUAAACAAGAUUUAAAAAUUUAGAUUCGAACUUCACUUGAUCAAAUCAUUCAGAGCAGGAUCAUGAAGUGGGAGAAUACUGCAUGUAGGAGUGUGAUUUCCAUUAGUGAUUUCACUUUAAGCCUUCCACAAUAUUUAUGUUUUUCAUUAGUUGAUUGAGCCACACUUCAUCGUAUUGGUAACAGGCAUGAAUAAGUUCAAACUUUAAUGAAGAUUACACCAUUUACGUAUUAAAUGAACCGAAGGAUAGACAAAAAUGCUGAACACAACACUGAAAAUUGAAAAUGGUGAUGACAACUUCAGCGUAUAUGCAGUAUAUCUGGUCUUUAGGGGAGUAGUAAAAACAACUAAAUAGCUCAGAUCUUAUAUUUAUUUAACCGGUUUUACAAAAUUCUGGAAUGAAUGAGGUGGAUGGAUUGAUCUAGAGCUGCAACUGGAUUUUAAAAAGCCCUUUUUUAGUAUAUAAAUAAAAUGUUUUUUCCUAUUUUUGCACAUGCAUAUAGUUCCACCCAUAUUACCAGUUACCCUGUAAAACAACGUAAAUGAUUUUCUUCCCCGUUUACUAUCCACAUUAAGUGACCAUAAAACAAUGGCACACUAUCAGAAGCUCCAAACAAUUUCAAAUAUUUGCAUUAAAAACUAUGAUGGAAGUAUAUGGAUUCAUUUCAACAUCUCAAAAAUCAAAAGUAAUCAACGAAUAAUCUUUAAUUAAAUAUGAAUGACUCGACGUUAUACUUGAUUAUCUGGAACGUUUCUAGACUAAAAACGAAAAAAAAUAAAAUAAAACAACUCGAUCUCUUAGUCGCCAACAACUUUCUUAUUUGAACACUUUCGGUACCCUACUGGUGUCCUUAUAGUAUUGGGAUGAUUGUCUUCGUGAAAAUUAAAUUAAAAGUUUUUUUAUGGACUGACAUCAGUUGGAAAACUGGGUAGCUUUUUUAUACAAUUUUGCAGCUAAUUAGUAUUCUCUCGUCUGUCUUAAAUUAUGCACAUGUAGCUGCUAGAUUGGUUAGUCUGUCUGAAAAUUUC
Molecule: messenger RNA, 1992 nt
Organism: Schistosoma haematobium
Lineage: Eukaryota; Metazoa; Platyhelminthes; Trematoda; Strigeidida; Schistosomatidae
Exons: 2
Coding region: 211-756 (181 amino acids)
Source: RefSeq, a predicted model, not a curated record